AUGGAGCCUCCGCGGUCCAUAAAGGAAGUCCAGAGACUCAACGGGCGCCUGGCGGCCUUAGGCCGUUUUCUAUCUAAAUCGGCUGAACGUUCCCUCCCCUUUUUCCAAAUCUUGAAAAAGAGCAAAGGGUUCGAGUGGACACCAGACUGUCAAAAGGCCUUCGAAGAGUUGAAAAAAUACUUGUUGUCCCCGCCCCUGCUUGCAAAACCAGAGGCAGGAGAAACCCUAAUCCUGUACUUAGGCGUGUCACAGGGUGCGAUCAGCUCCGUGCUGGUCAAAGAAGAAGGAGGGACUCAGCGUCCCAUCUACUAUGUAAGCAAAGCCCUACAUGACGCGGAGCUCCGGUACAGUGUGUUGGAGAAAACAGUAUUUGCCAUAGUCACUUCAUCAAAAAGGUUGGCUCACUACUUCCAAGCUCACCCCAUCCACGUACUCUCACAUCAGCCGUUGGGGAGCUUCCUACGGAAUACUAACAGCUCCGCCAGGAUGGCACGAUGGGCCAUGCACCUCAGCCAGUUUGACAUAGAUUUCAAACCAAGACCCGCCAUCAAAGGCCAAGCUCUUGCAGACUUUAUAGUGGAGUGCACAACUCGGGAAGUGACGGACCAGGUAGAAACUGAAGAUGGAGGGUGGUGGACCUUGUCCACAGACAGCUCUUCAAACAGCAAAGGUUACGGCAGUGGCGUAGUGCUCGUCACUCCGGAGGGAUUCCGCGCCUACUAUGCCAUCCGAUUCCACUUCAAAUUAUCUAACAAUGAGGCAGAGCACGAGGCCCUCUUCAAUGGACUGCGAUUGGCGGCGGGACUACGAGCUGAAAAGGUCCAAAUUCGAUGCGAUUCCAAGCUGGUGGUCAGCCAGGUGUCUGGGGAGUAUGAAGCCAACGAAGGAAGCAUGCAGAAAUACAGAGACGCGGUGUUGAGAACCCUGCGCGAGUUUGAGGGAUAUGAGAUACACCAGGUACCUAGAGAGCAGAACGCCGACGCCGACAUGCUCUCAAAGCUAAGUACCGGAGUCUCUAGCCACAUUAGGAAGAUCGCUCGACUAGAAGACCUCGAGACUUCAAGUAUCGACGUUUCGUGGGUCUUCCCUGUGCAGACUAGGGAGCCAUGUUGGAUUGAUCAUAUCAAACGAUACAAGGCAGACGGCACCUUACCGCAAGACGAGGCAGACGCAAAGGUAACGAAGUUACGGGCACCCAACUACGUUUUCUCGGGCGAUAAACUGUACAAACGCUCCUACAACGGCACGUUACUGAGGUGUCUAUAUCCAGAUGAAGCGAAGUUGGUGAUAAAAGAAGUCCACGAGGGGGUAUGCUCCGCGCACCAAGGGGCGUACACCAUCGCACGCCGCAUCAUGUUACAAGGGUAUUUUUGGCCCAAAAUGCUCAGGGACUGCGCCGAGUAUACAAAGCGAUGUCCCAAGUGCCAAGAAUUCCAAGCACUGCCGGGUCGACCUGCGACGAACUACACCCCGGUAAGCACCGCGAUUCCUUUUUCGAGAUGGGGAAUUGACCUGGUAGGGGCCCUUCCCAUGGGGACUGGAAGCAGGAAGUACAUCAUUGUGGCCAUCAACUAUUUCACGAAAUGGGUGGAGGCCGAGCCCCUGGCAAGCAUCACCGCAGCAAGGUGCAAAAGGUUUGUCGAGAAAAACAUCCUGUAUCGUUUCGGUAUCCCUCUCCAGGUAAUCACAGACAAUGGCCGACAGUUCGAGGCACGAGAAUUUUUAGAAUUCUUAGCAGGAUGGGGCGUUAAGCAUAGCUGGGUGGCAGUAUCUUAUCCUCAGGCGAAUGGGCAAGUGGAGAAUGCGAAUAGAACCAUCCUCGACGGCCUCAAGAAAAAGCUAGAAGUGGCUGGCGGAGCCUGGGUGGAGGAACUCGACGGCAUCCUCUGGGCCUAUCGCACGACACCAAGAAGGGCCACCGGAGAAACCCCGUUCGCACUCGCCUACGGAUUUGAAGCUCGGGCCCCGGUGGAAGUAAUCAUACCUAGUAGAAGGGUGGAGGAAUUCGAGUCAGAACAAAAUGAACUCCACCAAAGGGUGGAUCUGAACUUCUUGGAUGAAAAGAGAGAGGCGGCAUUCUGCAAGAUGGAGAACUACGGUCAUCAACUAAAUUCCUACCACGACGCAAAAGUCCGACCCCGAUAG
This is a messenger RNA of Ipomoea nil (Japanese morning glory), 2145 nucleotides long. RefSeq lists its product as uncharacterized. The record is from RefSeq and is a predicted model, not a curated record. The transcript has 2 exons. Bases 1 to 2145 code for a protein of 714 amino acids. Gene Ontology annotation, molecular function: nucleic acid binding; RNA-DNA hybrid ribonuclease activity. Gene Ontology annotation, biological process: DNA integration. NCBI's taxonomy places the organism in Eukaryota, Viridiplantae, Streptophyta, Magnoliopsida, Solanales, Convolvulaceae.